AUGGCAGAAAGUCUGCGAUCAAAGGAGAGGUCUGCAAAUCUUUCAAUGGAUGUGAUCGUGACUAAAUGCUCAGAGCUCAUUCUUGAAUCAAAGAAAGAUGAUGAAGAGAGGAUCCGUUCUUGGAUUCGUCAGGAUAUGGAAGCCAUUAAUACGUCCUUUCAGCAACAAUUGGUGGAGAUGAUAGCUUCUAAGUUUGACUGUCCUACGGGUACUUUCACUCCAGAUGAUCAUCGUCCUCGUCUUCAGCAGUUUCACCGUGCCAACAGAGUCCAUCAAUAUUUUGAUUAUCAUGAUAUACCUGAGAAUCAGAAAGUUAAACUUGCAUCUAUUCAUUUAGACGGUCCUGCUUGUAGUUGGUUCCAAUGGAAAUUUCAUAGUAAUCAAUGUAAUACCUGGACUAAGUUUGUGAAUGGGAUUCAAAUCCGUUUCGGAUCUUCAAGAUAUGAAGAUCUUAAGGGGGCCCUGUCCAAACUGGUUCAAGAAACCACUGUUUUGGAUUAUCAAGUUAAGUUUGAGUCUCUUUCUAGUCGUAUCUAUGGCCUCAGUGAUGAUAUGUUAAAGAGUUGUUUCAUUUCUGGCCUCAAGCCAAUGCUCAGAAGAGAGGUCCUAGCAUUACAACCUGAUUCUCUGCAACAGGCCCUGGAUCUUGCUAGAUUGCAGGAGGACAAAUUCCUUGAUUUCAAACCUUAUGCUAAACCCUAG
Messenger RNA from Telopea speciosissima, 702 nucleotides. RefSeq lists its product as uncharacterized. The transcript is spliced from 2 exons. Lineage: Eukaryota; Viridiplantae; Streptophyta; Magnoliopsida; Proteales; Proteaceae. The record is from RefSeq and is a predicted model, not a curated record. The coding region runs from base 1 to 702 and encodes 233 amino acids.